Molecule: messenger RNA, 939 nt
Organism: Chaetomium globosum CBS 148.51
Lineage: Eukaryota; Fungi; Ascomycota; Sordariomycetes; Sordariales; Chaetomiaceae
Exons: 2
Coding region: 1-939 (312 amino acids)
Source: RefSeq, a predicted model, not a curated record
AUGUCUCUCUCCGGCCCUUCGGAAAGCCCACCGAAGCCCCUUCCACAAAUUCCGGGCCCCAAGCUGGCGCCCUUUACUUGUACCGCCCACGCGGUUAUUCAGCUUGUAAACGAACUUGGUAACCCGGGCCAGGAUGGCCGCGUGUGGGAGGUUAAAAUCAGAGGGAAGACCUACGCGUUAAAAAUGUUCAUGUUCUGCGAGACCGAUUACUUGAGAGACGAUCUGGCGGGUCAUCUUGUUUGGGACCUCUCUUCGCCAGGCUUCUAUGCCGAUUACUUCGACCCAUUCAACUGCGAGUGCCGCGCGUACGGCCGGCUGAAGGAGGAGAACCAAGAACACCUCGCUGUCCGGUCUCACGGCUACCUGCUUCUCACACACGCCCAGGAACUCGAGAUCACCAGAUUUAUUACCGGGACCGAGGAUGACCGGGACGAUCUUCGGGAACGCACCGAAAAGGACUGUAACCUCCCGGUUCGCGCAAUCGUUAAGGAUCUGGUUAAGGGUGGACACCCUUUCGCUGCGGAGCAGAUCUCACAGAUGUGGGCGGAUCUGAAAGCGCUCCACGAGUUAGGGAUUAUGGUUCGGGACACCAACGUUUUCAAUUAUCUCAACGGAAAGAUCAUCGACUUCAGCAGAUCUUGGUCGACGCCCCAUCCCGGCUACGCAGCCAUCGACCGGUACGAUCUAAGGGAGGAGAGAAGUGGAGAGCCGCACGGCUUGAGCAAGGCGGUAAUCGAAUGGGGUAUUGGGAGCCAUUGGGUUUGGGACCAAGUUGUGAUUCCCGAUGAGUUGGUCAAGUGCGCCUCCGGCCGGGGCCCAAACAAGUAUGGGCCAGAUCCUAGGGUCUAUAACUGGCUUAAAUUGGAGAAGGACCCUUUGGUUGCAUCUGAAUUCAUGGAAAAGCAUGUGUUCGCGGGGUAUGGAAAUAAUGGAAAUUGA